AUGCACCCCUACUUCACGACCGCAGCCUUGACGGCGUUUAGCGUCCUGAUAAUCGGGUCUACCGCUCUUCAUACGACAGGAAAUGAUCAAGUUACCAAGUAUGCUAUUCAGAGGGUGCGGACAACACAAAGCAAUGCCUCUCAUGCCGUUUCCACUGGGAUCGCAAACCAAAAUUGGCUCUACACAGUGGAACUGUCGAUAGGAACACCUCCUCAGAAAACUCUUGUUCAGCUGGAUACAGGCUCUAGCGAGAUGUGGGUCAAUGCCAACUGCAGUGCCGCUCCAACUGCGCUCAAUCAGAAGGAAUUAUGUGACAAAGUCCCCGUAUACAAAGUCAACAACUCCAGUACGGCUGCUGGGCCCUUGGGUUCUGGCCAGAUUCAGUACGGAAUAGGCGAGCAGUUAACGGGAGUAAGGUUCAACUACUAUCAAGAUACCAUUGAUAUUGGAGGAAUCGAGAUUAAGGACCAGAUUUUCGGUGUUGCUUGGGCCAGCGCCAACGUUCCAAUUGGAAUCCUGGGUCUCGGGCCCGACUUGGAUCGGGGUUUUGCUCUCAAUGAGUCCCAUCCACUUGUUCUCGAUGCAAUGGCCCAAUCGAAAUCCAUAUCAAGCAGAGUCUACAGCGUUGGCCUUGGCGGCGCCAAUGAAGCGGAGGGAUCGUUAAUAUUUGGAGGCAUUGACAAGGGGAGAUACACCGGCUCGCUAGAGAAGCUUCCCAUUGUGAAAAGCAGUGAGGGCAAGUGCCCCAUGCUACUUCCAACUCCUCUGCAGUUCAAUGAAACUGACCACCUGAUCAGACUCACUGUCGACCUUGCUGCAUUAAGUAUACAUGGAAAAGGCAAAUCCCGCGAGUAUGACAUUUCCAAUCAGACCAACGUUCUACUUGACACCGGGUACACGAUGUCAAAGUUGAACCAAAAGCUGGCCAGGCAAAUUUAUACAGAUAUCGGGGCCAAAUUAGAUGAGAGCCUUGGGUACUAUGUGGUGGAUUGUUCUGUACGAGACGUCGAUGGCGGCCUUGAUUUCAAAUUUGGUAACAAAACUAUCAUGGUCCCAUUCCACGAGUUCAUUUUCACGGCAGAGGGCAUCUGUGCUGCUGGAUUGGAACCCGUGGAGGACGGCCAGCAGCAAGUGUUGGGACUAAGUUUCCUCAGAGCUGCAUACGUGGUUUUCGACUGGGACAAUGAAAAUGCUCAUCUGGCACAGUCGGCAAAUUGCACCUCGGAGAUUUUGCCAGCUACAACCGGGCCAGAUGCUGUCCCAUCCGUAGUGGGAAAUUGCGAAGCGAGUCUAUCAACCACGAAUGUUUCUUCCACGGCGACAAGACUAGAAAUGGUGCCUAUGCUCAUGUUUGUACUAGUGAUAGCUGUUCUUGUGUAA
Clonostachys byssicola is the source of this 1380-nucleotide messenger RNA. The record is from the annotation of a GenBank genome assembly. Lineage: Eukaryota; Fungi; Ascomycota; Sordariomycetes; Hypocreales; Bionectriaceae.